UGUACUCAUUACGUCUUGCAACAGAAACGUUUACCGUUUAAGAACAAAACAGAAGCAAACAGAGCAAACGGAAAGAAACGAGGAGGGACCUAGCUGAAUUUGUCCAAUAUAAACUUUCGUUUUCGUUGCAAAACAUUUAUUUUUGCAACUGACGAAACAUUUUGCAACAGAAUCGGCGUAAUGAUGUCGUGGAAAUUCUCUGAGCACAAACACUUGUUACAUAAAUGAGCAUAGUGUGUCGUGUCUUUUUAGCCCAGUGUAAGAGCUCAGUUUGAAGAUGUCUCUUAUAGAAGGUCUUCUCCAGACAUCAAGCACGGUGACAUUGCUGGGGGCUGUGCUGUUUCUCCUUGUCCUCUACCUCCGUGCCUCUGGUUCCAGCUCUGAGGAACAGGGGAAAGAGCCUCCAGGACCCAGGCCGCUGCCCCUGCUUGGCAACAUGCUCCAGCUGGAUCUCAAGAGGCCCUACCUCACUCUCUGCGAGCUUUCCAAGAAAUAUGGCUCCAUCUUCACGGUUCACUUUGGACCCAAGAAAGUGGUUGUUCUGGCUGGAUACAAGACGGUCAAGCAGGCACUGGUCAACCAGGCAGAGGACUUUGGGGACAGGGAUAUCACUCCUGUUUUCUAUGAUUUCAACCAAGGACAUGGGAUUCUGUUUGCCAAUGGAGACUCAUGGAAAGAGAUGAGGCGCUUUGCCCUGACGAACCUUAGAGACUUUGGGAUGGGCAACAAAGGGAGUGAAGACAAAAUCUUAGAGGAAAUUCCUUAUCUGAUUGAAGUGUUUGAAAAACAUGACGGUCAGGCAUUUGACACCACCCAGCCUGUGAUUUAUGCUGUCUCCAACAUAAUCUCGGCCAUUGUCUAUGGCAGCAGGUUUGAAUACACUGACCCCCUAUUCACAGGCAUGGCAGAUAGGGCCAAUAAGAGCAUACGCCUUCUAGGCACCGCAUCAAUUCAGAUGUAUAACAUGUUUCCCUGGUUGGGUCCAUGGAUAAAGAACCUGACGAGUCUGAAGGAAAUUGUUGUCGAUAUGAAGAUGGAGGUGGGAAAGCUGGUGAGGGGCCUGAAGGAGACUCUGAACCCUCAGAUGUGUAGAGGCUUUGUGGACUCGUUCCUUGUCCGAAAGCAGACCCUGGAGGAAUCUGGCAAUAUGGAUUCUCUCUACCAUGACAACAACCUGGUAAUUAGUGUUACAAACUUGUUUGGUGCUGGUACCGACACCACCGGGACAACCCUGCGCUGGGGUCUGCUGCUAAUGGCCAAGUACACUCACAUACAGGACCGGGUCCAGGAUGAGAUCAACAGGGUCAUAGGAAGUCGUCAGCCCUUGGUAAAGGACAGGAAGAACCUGCCCUACACUGAUGCAGUGAUCCAUGAGAUCCAGAGACUGGCCAAUAUUGCACCCAUGGCCAUCCCUCACACCACCAGCCGAGACGUUACCUUCCAGGGAUAUUUCAUCAAGAAGGGGACAUCUGUGAUUCCUCUACUGACCUCUGUCCUACAGGACGAUAGCGAAUGGGAGAGCCCCCAAACGUUUAACCCCGCCCACUUUCUGGAUGAGCAGGGAGGAUUUGUCAGGAAGGACGCCUUCAUGGCCUUCUCUGCAGGUCGUAGGGUGUGUCUGGGGGAGGGUCUGGCCAGGAUGGAGCUCUUCCUCUUCUUCACCUCCCUCCUGCAGCACUUUAGUUUCUCUCCUCCUCCUGGAGUAACAGAGGAUGAUCUGGACCUCACACCAUCCGUGGGGUUCACCCUCAAUCCUUCACCUCACCAGCUGUGUGCUGUCAGCCGCAUCUGAGAUGAGUCUGGGCUCAACGUACGUUACUAAUAGACUCUCCCAGCCAGAUACUAAAUAGUUCAUACAAAAUAAUAAUUUGGUGAGGGCUUAUAUUUCUCCUGUUUCACACAUACAGUGCCUUGCAAAAGUAUUCAUCCCCCUUGGCGUUUUUCCUAUUUUGUUGCA
Coregonus clupeaformis (lake whitefish) is the source of this 1957-nucleotide messenger RNA. RefSeq names its product cytochrome P450 2K1-like. Gene Ontology annotation, biological process: xenobiotic metabolic process. Lineage: Eukaryota; Metazoa; Chordata; Actinopteri; Salmoniformes; Salmonidae. The transcript is spliced from 9 exons. Gene Ontology annotation, cellular component: intracellular membrane-bounded organelle; cytoplasm. The coding region runs from base 278 to 1792 and encodes 504 amino acids. Gene Ontology annotation, molecular function: heme binding; iron ion binding; oxidoreductase activity, acting on paired donors, with incorporation or reduction of molecular oxygen, reduced flavin or flavoprotein as one donor, and incorporation of one atom of oxygen. The record is from RefSeq and is a predicted model, not a curated record.